Molecule: messenger RNA, 684 nt
Organism: Rodentolepis nana
Lineage: Eukaryota; Metazoa; Platyhelminthes; Cestoda; Cyclophyllidea; Hymenolepididae
Source: the annotation of a GenBank genome assembly
AUGACUGGUAUGCAAGACUACAACUACCUGGAGUCGAAUUGUUUUGAGAUAACACUUGAACUGGGCUGCAACAAAUACCCACCCGCGGAGGAAUUGCCAAAGUACUGGGGGGAAAACAGGAAGGCCCUCCUUAACUUUGUAAUUCAGGCCCAUUCAGGCAUCAAGGGAAUGGUGUUUGGUUAUCGUGAUGACCAAGUCCUUCCGCUCUCUGAUGCUCUUAUUAUGGUGAUGAAUAUCACAGAUCGCAAGAAACCAAAAAUUAUUGACCAUCCAAUUACGUCAACCUCUACAGGAGAUUACUUCCGACUACUGACCAGUGGGCGUUACUUCAUUGUGGCCAUGCACGAGGAUUUUAUGCCAGCCUUUGCCGUCGCAGACGUUCCAUCAGCCCCAGAUCUCGACCGUGGAGACCUCCAUGAAGCCAAGAGGAUCAAGUUCCUCCUCUCCGAUAACUCCCCACGACCUUACAAUCAAAGGGAUAAUCUUUCCCUUCCUUAUGAGAGCAGCGAAAAUCUUCACACUACUUUCUCUCUCAGCAAAGAGGAGGAAGCCUGGUUGCCAGUUUUCGUUCGUCUCUUCCGCAAUACUGAGGUCUAUAUGUCACUCCAGCGUGAGAUGAUGCAGAAUUUUGACCUUGGUGAUCCAUUUGAUGACUUCGGUUACUUACUUGAGGAUAUUUUUUGA